GAACAAACACAUACAUAAUUUUUGUUGGGUAGUUGGGUCUGUAUUGGUAUCAGUGACAAGCUGCCACCAACCACCCAUUUCAAGUUUUAGUUUUAGUGUUUUACUUGUACUGUACAUCGGUGAUUUUUAGUCUUUGGUUGUGAAAUUUUCUCUUAUUUUUUAAGCCACAAAAAAAAAUAUAUAUCAUAUUAAAAAUUAAUAAUAAUAACAAUGUCUCAUCAAACAGGAAUAAAAGCUAAUGAUGCUUUAAAAAAAUUAUUUGCCAAGUGUCGUGAUGGGAAAAUACGUGUGUUAAAAGUAUCUAUAGAAAAUGAGGAAUUAACACCAUCGACGUCAUCAAAACCCGUUGGUAAAUGGCAAGAUGACUAUAAUAAAUUAGUAAAACCCCUUAUUGCUGAGAAUCAACCAGCAUAUAUAUUAUUUAGACUGGAUACAAAAUCACCAGACUCUGGGUACGACUGGCUUUUUAUUUCAUGGUCACCCGACAAUGCGCCAGUACGUCAAAAAAUGUUGUACGCAUCAACAAAAGCCACUUUGAAACAAGAGUUUGGUACUGCAUCAAUAAAAGAUGAAUUGCACGGUACGGUACUGGAAGAUGUUACUUUGGAAGGUUAUAAUAGACAUAAAAAGAAUGACGCCGCGCCAGCCCCAUUGACUUCCGCUGAAGAAGAAUUAGUCGAAUUAAAAAAAACAGCAAUACAUACUGACUACAAUGUUGAAACAAGACAUCAGACGCUUAGUGGUGUCGCAUUUCCUGUUACCGAUGAAGCUAAACAAGCAAUAACUGAUAUGGGAAAGGGAAUACACGAAUAUGUUCAAUUGAAAAUUGAUUUAGAUGAAGAAAAAAUUCAUUUAGUUAUGACUGGUGAUGUUUCAUUAGACAAAUUGCCUACUAAGGUACCUGCUGAUUCUGCUAGAUAUCAUUUAUAUAAUUUUAAACAUACACAUGAGGGCGAUUACACUGAAGCAAUAGUUUUUAUCUACAGUAUGCCGGGGUACAGUUGCAGCAUCAAAGAACGAAUGCUUUAUUCAUCAUGCAAGGCACCAUUGCUCGAUCUCAUUCAAUCAUUAGGUGUGACAAUCGCCAAAAAGUUGGAGGUAAAUAGUGGAGAAGAGUUAGCAGACAUGCUGGAAGAUCCUCCUACGAUAAAUGAAAAAAGCAUCGUCUCGACCCCCGUUACCCCGACGACCAAUAUCCCGCAAGUUUUAACUGAGAAAAAAUCUAAACAAAAACGCUCAUGUGUUUUAAGUUAACAGGUUCGAUUAACUGUUAUCACAUUCCAUACUAUACUUGGUAUUUAAAAGAUUUGAAAUGCGAUUUUCUUUUGGGUUUAUGAAAUAUAAAUAUAUAUAUUAAAUUUAAUUUAAUUUUACAAGCUAUGACGCACAUAGAUUUUUGUGAUUUGUAACGUGUAACAUGCAGUAAUUAUUUUUAAAAAAUCUGGGCAACGGUUGGCCCUGCGGGCCGUCCCAACAACUUCCCGCUGUUUUCGAGCUCAAAAAUACUCUUGCAUGCAAAUGCUUUUUAUGAGCUUUUCAAGCUCAAACAAGUUACGUUUUAAGUUAGACUUUAAAAAUUUAAGAAUCAGAAAUAAUUAAUGAAUAAGCGUUUUUUAAAUUCUUAUUCAUAAUUAUGUUCAAUAAAAUUAAUGUAUUCAGGCAGAAAUCAAUGUAAGUGAUCAAAAAAAGAAUUCAAAUGAGUUUUAACUCAGAUCAGAACGUUAAUUUAUAAAGUAUCCGAGAAAAAAUUAAAAAACCGAUGUUUCUUUAAUUUUUUUGUUGAUAAUAUCAUUUAAAUUAAACAACGUAUGGUUUUUGGGCUAUUUGGUCAAUUAUAUUCUGAUCUAUCCGGGAAAAACGAGAUAAAUUGUUAUUUUUUAAAUUUUUCAACGUCCAUACCUAUUGAACUAAUUAACUGAUUUCGACGUUCAAUGUGGCAACCGGCGCGUUUUAUUGAGUUCUAGAACUGAUUAGAUUUUAAAAUCGAUUGAUUGAGCCGUUUCUGAAAAAUAAAAAAAAAACGGCGGGAAAAGAGCGGGAAGUUUUUGGGCUGGCCUGCAGGGUCAACCGACAGACCGAUGUUUUUUUAUAUAUAAAAUAUUUAGCAAAUUUUCCUUUUGUUAUAGAUUUAAAAAUUUUACUCAUGAUAUAAACAAAAUUUUAAUUAAAAGAAGAAGAAUAAGAAAUUAAAAGUAAUUUAUAAAAAAUAUCUAAUGGAUCACUGAUUGUCCAACGUGAUAUGUAUAUUUGUUUAGCAAGAAUAGGAUCAAUCGUGUAUUUUUCUAAAUUAUCUUACAAAAAGAAAAUUUAACGAAAUUGUAAACACAAUUUUUCGCUUUAAAACAGCAGCUUAAAAAGUUAAAGUUUGACGUUUCUGUGUUAAUCAAAUUAUUCCAUAAUAAUAAUAAUUUUUAUUAUUAUUAUAUAUAUAUUAAUAUCUAUUAAUUUUAUUUUAAAAUUUUUUGUUUUCUUAAUUAUAGUCAAAAUUAUAAUUUUUGUUUUUUCAAUAGUAUAUUACGAGUUGAUGCAUUUUAUUCUGAGAUUAAUAUUAGAGAGACGUAAUUUCGUCUAGUCGGAAAUGAAUUUCAAGUCACGUCUCUAAUGAUUAUUUUUUUAUUUUUUAUUACCAUAAUUUUAAAAAGUUUUUUCUACUCAUGACUCAUUUGAGAUUUAAAAUCUAAUUGCUCACAAAUAAUUAAAAUUUAAUUGUUUAUUUAACAUCUGAUUGUUUUGUUGCAAAAAAAAAACCUCAAUGGCAGCACAAAUAUUUUUUAUUUAAUUUACAUAAGGAAAUUUAAAAAAAUUAUCUAAACUAAUAAAAAAUAAAUUGUUAUAAGAUAAUAUAAAUAUUUUAUUAAAAAGCAACAAAAUGAUCUUUAUAAAAUGAAUGAAUUUUUAUUGUAUAAUUAAUAAGAGAUUAAUAGGGGAGUUUAUUCCUAUAAGUUUGUUCAUAUCAAUUAUUAAUUACUGUAACGUACAAAAUAAACAAAAGACGUGGCUUUGAAAUUCAAAUCAGGCAUUAUAUUAAACGAUAUAAUUUAUCGUUACAUAAAAAAUGAUAAAUUUUAACUGCAGUAUAUUUGGCUGUUUGGCCAUUUGUGAUUAUUAGAGAGUUAGGAAAAUUCCAUAGGCUUUAUCUCAUAUUAAUUUAAAUGCCACUCGCCUAACUUCUCUAUUACGUAUUUCAUUAUUAUAACAUAUUAAUUAAAUAGUUGAAUAUAUAAAUAUAUAUUAAAAUUAAAUAUAGCAACAACGAUGCAAGCCUGUUUUUAAAUUAUUACUCAUUAUUUUUAUUUUAUCUGACACAUUGUUUUAAAAACAAUAAAAAAAAAAAAAAAUUUAACUGCUUUUAUAAUUUAUAAAUCAAAUUGCGAUUUAUAAUAAAAUUAUCAAAGCUUAGUAUGAUGUGAAACAUAUAAAUUUGCGCUAAAAAAAACUACUAAUACGUAAAACAAAAUUAAUUCAUAUUAUUAUGUAUUUUAAGACUGAUAAAUAAGUAUCAUUGACUAAAAAUUUGAUAAAGUUCCGUUUUAAUAAUUUGAAAAUAUGAAUCUCAAUUUAGUACACUGAACUAACGAUUUCCUGACUCAAGAAAAAUUUUGAAUUAUGAAAUGAAAACAAUAAUUUUUUUUCUUGCCCCAAGAAAAUUUCCAUUUUUAAUUCAUAUCUGUGUAAAAAUAAUUCAUUCCAAAAUUCUGAACUUUAAGUUGAACAUUUUUGGAACUUUAAUUAAAAGUGUGAAAAAUUUUCAACUAAUGUGGACUUUUCUUGUGGAUUUCUAUUUUUUCUUUGAAAUUUUUUAAACAAAAUUAAUUUGAAUCGACAAUUCUGUAAGUUCAUAAUUAGUUCCAAUCACUCAUUUUUUGAACUAUUUUGGAACAAGCCAAAAAAUGAAACAGAAACUGACCUUCCCAAAAAAAGUUCUAAUAAAAGUCAAGAAAUGUUCAUAAUUAUUUUCAAACCACUUUUAUUUUUUUUCCGCAUACCGGAAUCAUUCUGAUAAGAGCAGUAAAUUUUCAUAAUUCCUGAUUAAUCCGUUUUUUUUUCUUUCUUCAAACCCAAAAAAUUAUUAAUUAAUAAAAUAAAAGAACUAAAAUCCGCAGGAAAAGUCUAAAGUUGAAAAUCGUUCACUUUCUAAUUUGUUCAAAGUUCCAAAAAUGAUCAACUUAAAAAUCAGAAUUGUCUCAAUUUUGAAAGUUCACUUUCAUGAACUUUUUUGGAACAAUUUUUUUUUACAUGGUUAAAAAAAAAAUCUCUUGUGGAAAGAAAAUUUUUUUGAAAAGAAAUCCUUUAAGAAAUCCUUUUUUUUUGGUGUAUGAAUAAAUUUUAAAAAUAAUCUAAAUUAUUUCGAUAAAAAUAUAUUUUCUUCAGUAUACAAUAAAUAAAAAUUAUUAAUAAUAAAAUAGUUGUCUUAGAAAGAACAAAAUACAAGAACAAAAAAAAUAAAAAUUAAUAAACAGAAGGCAUUAUAUUUUUCGUGAUGUAUUUUUUUAAAUCGCGUAGAUUUUUAUAAAAAUUAAAAAUCAUCCCUUUGACAAAAAAAAAACAAAGUAAAUACUAAAACAUCACAACUAACAUAUUAACAAACUUUUAGGCCUAAUAGUUGUUAAUAAAAAUAUAAUUUUUUGUAACUAAUAUAUAAAAAACAGUCUGAUUUUUUUUAAAUUUACAAAUU
Microplitis demolitor is the source of this 4675-nucleotide messenger RNA. RefSeq names its product twinfilin (gene twf). Gene Ontology annotation, biological process: regulation of lamellipodium assembly; barbed-end actin filament capping; positive regulation of neuron projection development. The coding region runs from base 211 to 1254 and encodes 347 amino acids. Gene Ontology annotation, molecular function: actin monomer binding; actin filament binding. The record is from RefSeq and is a predicted model, not a curated record. The transcript has 5 exons. Gene Ontology annotation, cellular component: actin filament; myofibril; cytoplasm. NCBI's taxonomy places the organism in Eukaryota, Metazoa, Arthropoda, Insecta, Hymenoptera, Braconidae.